CGCCCCCGGCCCCGCCCGCGCUCUGUCCCUGGCUCGCCAGCCCCACCCAGUCCGCAGACCCUUCUAGUCUGCAGCUGUCGCCUCUGCUUCAGCCGCUAACGCCACAGGCCCUUGAGCCUUUUCCAGGUGUCUGCCUUAAUCCGCCUCCAGAGCCGGAUCUUUCUCUGGUGGGGUCCUCAGCAAAGGCCGCUGCCAUGCCAGUGACGGUGACCCGUACCACCAUCACGACCACCACGUCGUCAUCCUCGGGCCUGGGCUCCUCGACCAUCGUGGGGUCCCCUCGGGCACUGACCCAGCCCCUGGGCCUCCUCCGCCUGCUGCAGCUGAUCUCCACCUGCGUGGCCUUCUCGCUGGUGGCCAGCGUGGGCGCGUGGACCGGAGCCAUGGGUAACUGGUCCAUGUUCACGUGGUGCUUCUGCUUCGCCGUGACCCUCAUCAUCCUCAUCGUCGAGUUAGCGGGGCUCCAGGCCCGCUUCCCCCUAUCCUGGCGCAACUUCCCCAUCACCUACGCCUGCUACGCCGCCCUCUUCUGCCUCUCGGCCUCCGUCAUCUACCCCACCACCUACGUCCAGUUCUUGUCCCACGGCCGCUCCCGGGACCAUGCCAUCGCUGCCACUGCCUUCUCCUGCAUCGCCUGUGUGGCUUAUGCCACCGAAGUGGCCUGGACCCGGGCCCGGCCCGGCGAGAUCACCGGCUACAUGGCCACCGUGCCAGGCCUGCUCAAGGUGCUGGAGACCUUCGUGGCCUGUGUCAUCUUCGCCUUCAUCAGCAACCCCAACCUGUACCAGCACCAGCCGGCCCUGGAGUGGUGCGUGGCCGUGUACUCCAUCUGCUUCAUCCUGGCGGCUGUGGCCAUCCUGCUGAACCUGGGUGACUGCACGAACGUGCUGCCCAUCGCCUUCCCCACUUUCCUGUCCGGACUGGCCCUGAUCUCCGUCCUCUUCUAUGCCACGGCUCUGGUCCUCUGGCCGCUCUACCAGUUCGACCAGAAGUACGGCGGCCAUCCCCGGCGGUCCAUGGAUCCGGGCUGCGGCGACCGCCACACCUAUUACGUGUGCCCCUGGGACCGCCGACUGGCUGUGGCCAUCCUGACAGCCAUCAACCUGCUGGCUUACGUGGCCGACCUGGUGCACUCGGCCCGCCUGGUCUUUGUCAGGGUCUGAGGCUCUGCCCAGGGGCUCCCCAUCCUCUCCCCUCUUCUCAGCUGAGAGUCUCUCCCGAGUUCCGAGGUCCUCUGAUGUCCUCUCUCUGGCUCCCCUCUCUCCUUCCUGACUCCUCCUGCUCUCUGAUCUGUUUUCUUCACCCCUCCACCCACUCUGCCUCCCUUCCUGUUUUGUUUGGUUGCCACAUCCUGUUUGGAUGCCUCUUCUUUUUUUCAUGUUCUCCGUGGGGGCUCGUUUCGGGUCCUGAUCAUCCUAUUGGUUUUCUCUGCCUUCUUCCUGACCCACCUCUUCCCCGUUUCCCUCUGAUCCAUCCCGAGCCCUGAGACAUCUCCCUUUGCUGCCCCACUGCCUCCCCCCCACGUCCGAAGGUGCUGAGCCCCAGAAGGUGCUGAGCCCCACAUCACACACCCUUUUGCAGCUCUUCAUCCCCUGGGCCUCCAGAGGGGCCUCAUUGCCAAAGCAUGCCUGCCCGUCCUGGCUGUGCCUUAGUUGAUGUGUAUGUGUUUGUGUGUGUGUGUGUUUGGGGGGUGGGGUGGGUAGCUAGGGAUCGGGCCCCCUUUCUCUCAGGGGAGGGGGGUAUACAAUGCACCUCACCUCCUUAAGUUCAAAAAUAAAACGCUGGAGGUCAGGAAUUCCCAGUGGGCUGGAGGCUUCAAGCAUAGAUCCUGGCGCCCUAGGCCCCACCUGGUGCUCAGCCUCGCCUGGGAUUGGAUCCAGAAUUUUUGCCAAGGUUCCAAAAACCCACUGCCUACAGGCCAUCUUAAAGGAAGCAAGGACUGGAGGCCUUCCAUCCCAGCUACUCCCUGAGGUGCCAAAAAAGGAGCUGGCAAAGAAGUGCAGGGUCUUGGAGUGAAAUAGGUGUAAGGGGCAGUGAUGCCGCCCUCCAGCCUCAGUGUUAAAAAUAGUAUCUCCUGCCUUUUGCCGGAGGAGAAAAAAAUGGCCACUGCCUUAAUAUCAGCCUUAAAGCUGAUAUUAAGCUGAUAUUCUUUUUUUUUUUUCUUUUCAAAACAUUUAUUUCGGGGGGGGAAUGGUUGCUGUGCCAAUGUGAAAAGAAUUGCCUUGCUUGAGUGUGUGGUGCACACACGUGUUUCUGCGUGCUAGUUUGCUUUCUGCUGCUUCCUGCUUCUCUGGGACUCACACGCCUAACAUGAUCUAUAUAAAUGUAUAAAUAUAUAUUUUAUUUUUUUUUAAUUCCCCGGAGCUUCUGGUUCCCAUCAGGCCUUGCUGUCAAUCAGAGAGAGAAGCCUUGUCCCUUCUCCCACAUCCGUCAUGUUCAUUUUUUUUAAAAACUCAAUAUAAAGAUAAAAGAAAGA
Molecule: messenger RNA, 2476 nt
Organism: Phacochoerus africanus (Common warthog)
Lineage: Eukaryota; Metazoa; Chordata; Mammalia; Artiodactyla; Suidae
Gene: MYADM
Product: myeloid associated differentiation marker
Exons: 3
Coding region: 195-1163 (322 amino acids)
Cellular component (GO): plasma membrane; cell-cell junction
Source: RefSeq, a predicted model, not a curated record